Molecule: messenger RNA, 4646 nt
Organism: Mauremys mutica (yellowpond turtle)
Lineage: Eukaryota; Metazoa; Chordata; Testudines; Geoemydidae
Gene: PRPH2
Product: peripherin 2
Exons: 3
Coding region: 1028-2092 (354 amino acids)
Biological process (GO): visual perception
Cellular component (GO): membrane
Source: RefSeq, a predicted model, not a curated record
CUGUAUUCCAUUCUGUAUACUUCUUAAAAUGCUCAGUAGAGAGUCUCAAGGACUAAAAUAGCACCUCUUAUGUAUUAACUAGUGACGAUGAAGCAGAGAUUCCCUUCUUAAUCAUCUGGCCAAAUUCAUCCCUGGUGUAACUCCACUGAAGGCAAGUAUUUUUCAUGCCUUCUUGACAAAUCUUUCUCCCACUCCUUGGCCCAUCACAAUUAGCCUGUAAACUGCUCAUGACUCAAACAAAUGUUCCUGGAUUUUAGGCUAUGUUUUACUUAGUGAGUGUAUUUGAUGGUGCUUUUUACUAUCUUGUCAGGGCUAGUCAUAGUCUACUUUCUUUCAGGGCUUCCACAAGCUUAAAUUUUUAGGUGACUGAAAAUGAUGUCCUUAACUGCUCCCAAAACAAAACAUGUAAGCCAUCUAGGGUAAACAGAGAAGGCUAUGUACUAGAAUGGUGUUUCUAGCUGUAGGUACAAGUAACUCAGACUGUCAUAUACAACAUACUUUUCUUUGUUGAUACAGCUUUUUAUUUUGGACCUAUGUUCAUCUGGUAACAAGCAUCUCUUUAUAUUUCUGGGCUUUGACAUUCUAGUACAAUGUAACCUAUCAUAUGAAGGCACAAAUCCACUAAAUAGUAAAAUGAGGGAUUAUUUCCACUGCUCAUCUGUUAGCAGAGAUUUCUCUAAAUUGGAUCAACCUGAUUAAAGGUAUUAGAAUGACGUCUUGUAGAGCCAGAUCAACUCGUUUGAAAUUUUGAGACUGUUUCUCUUUUGGUUGGAAGUGACCACCAGAAAUAGGUGUAGGUGCUAUUUGCAAAUUAUCUCUAUUAACGUGCAAUUGUUAAUUUGAAACUUUUGUUAUUUGCUUGCUUGGGUCCUAGGUUAGGGAGCUCAAGAUGGAAGGACCAAAAAAUGGCUCACUUAAAAGUAUGCCACGCAGAGUCUUUUUAAAGGCCUGAAUAGUUCUUUCUAAAUUUGCUCAGUCAAGAAAAGGAGUAAUAUUGUGGAAUCUUUCAAUAUCCAGUAUUACAAAGAUGGCACUACUAAAAGUCAAAUUCAACCAGAAGAAAAGGGUAAAACUAGCUCAGGGACUAUGGCUCAUGAACUGGUUUUCAGUGUUUGCAGGAAUCAUUGUUUUUAGCAUGGGAUUGUUCCUCAAAAUUGAGCUCCGGAAGCGAAGUGAAGUGAUGGACAAUUCUGAAAGCCAUCUUGUGCCCAAUUCUUUGAUAUUGAUGGGUAUAUUAUCUUGCGCCUUCAAUGCUCUUGCUGGCAAAAUUUGCUAUGAUUCUCUAGAUCCAACUAAAUUUGCAAAGUGGAAGCCUUUGCUGAAACCUUACCUGGUGUUAUGUUUCUUUUUUAACUUCUUCAUUUUUUUCAUUGCUCUGAUUUGCUUUCUCAUGAGGGGCUCUCUGGAGACGACAUUAGCAUAUGGGCUAAAGAAUGGCAUGAAGUUCUACAGGGAUACGGAUACCCCAGGAAGAUGCUUCAUGAAGAAGACAAUUGACAUGCUCCAAAUUGAGUUCAGAUGCUGUGGAAACAAUGGUUUCAGAGACUGGUUUGAGAUUCAGUGGAUCAGCAAUAGAUACCUGGAUUUUGGCUCCAAAGAAGUGAAAGAUCGAAUUAAAAGCAAUGUGGAUGGAAAGUACUUGGUUGACGGAGUCCCCUUCAGUUGCUGCAAUCCUAGUUCCCCAAGACCCUGCAUCCAGUACCAAGUCACUAACAACUCGGCUCACUACAGCUACGACUAUCAAACAGAGGAGCUCAACCUAUGGAACCGUGGCUGCAGGGAGGCACUUCUGCUCUACUACAGCAGCAUGAUGAGCUCUAUGGGUGGCGUUGUCCUUUUUAUCUGGCUUUUUGAGGUAUCUGUGAUGGUCGGUUUGCGUCUUUUGCAAACCGCUCUGGAAAGCAUCGCAAAUCCUGAGGAUCCUGAAUGUGAAAGCGAGGGGUGGCUCCUGGAGCAGAGCCUCACAGACACUUUCAAAUCCGCAUUAGAAAGUUUGAAAAAGAUUGGUAAGUUCAAUCAGGUGGAUGCAGGUGCUGAAGGGGCCGAAGGCGACGAAGGUGGAAAGACUCCAGCCAUCACAACAGUCAGUUGAGCUUCUCGACUGAGGUGGACUUUAUCAAAGAAAAAUGAAAAAAAACUGAGAAUUGUGAAUACGUACUUUAGAAAAAUGUAUAAACCAUCACAAGUAUACAUUUCUACAUACUUUUUUAUAUGUGGGGUAUGCUAUAUAGUGCACUUUGGGAUAUCAUCUUUACCUAUGUUCAGAGUGAGUGUAAUGGUCUCCAUAACUUCUAUGGGAAAUGACCAGAAUUAGGGCUUCAAGGCUCCAUGCUCACUUGUUCAGGACAGUUGUGUCUACACCUAUCUGCAUGACAGUUAGACAGACUUGAAAAGAUUAUUUUUUUUAAAUUGGCUGACAUCACUUUGUGAUCCUUUCCUUUUUUUUUUUUGGUAAUGUAAAAAGGGAAUUUGAAAAAUUCAUUGUUUUUUACUCAAGUUUACACAUUUAUUUGAGCAACAUACUUUAAUGUUUAAAGUUAAAAGGCAAACAGAUUGGUAUUUUGUGGAGUAAAAUCUUUAAAAAUAAACCUAAGGGAAAGUUUUUCAGAAAUGUAUACAACUUUUAGAUUACCUGGUAUUAUCACAAAUCUCUCAUACAAUAUGAUGUUUGUUAACAUGCUAACAGAUGGUAUUUUCUUUCAUGUACACCGCAAGAUGAACAGAAUAAAAGACAAAAUUGUACUGAGAAUUUAUGCACUGUGUAAAAAUGGUAAUUAAAUAGAACAGCGCAACUAACGUGACAAUAACCAAGAUAAGGCUUAUACUUAAUGUUUCUCAGAAAUUUUCAGCCAUAUAUCCUGAAGGAGUAUGGUAGAUAUAUUGAAUUUUAUAUUUAAAGUAAUUUAAACUAUAUUUAAACUAAUGGGUGAAAUCAAGUAAUCAUAUGCCAGUUAUGGUUAUUCUGUACAUAUGUUUAAAAAUAUGAAACCUAAGUUCUUUCUCCAAAGAAUUCCUGGCAACUAACUCAUAACAAAAAAUGGCACCUUGGAAAUUAACACAAAGCAUUAGAGGAGCUUUACAAAUUAUUUACAAAUCCAUUCCAUUUGUCCAUAAGUAGAAAAAUGCAUUAAACCUAUCUUUAGACCGCUGGAAAAAAAAUGAGACAAAUCCAAUCUCAGAGAAGAUUAGUUUGCCAGAUUAUGGUCCUCUGAUUUCCUUUACAACUUACCACACCGUAAAAGGUGCUAAAAGGAGAAAAUUUAAGGUGUGAUUCUAUUAAUUCUUUGUCAGAGACUUACUUCUAGGUGCACUUGGAACACAUUUUAUAUCACUCAAAAUAUGGUGCUAGCCAGAGAAACAUCAAGGCUCUAAGAAGUUGGAAUAAAACAGAGAAUGAACUUGCUGUGUACGGGCUCUUGCAAAGGGAUAUCUGGGGUAUUUGUUUGCACAGCUGCCAGACAAGCCCAGGGAAAGAAACAAACUGUAGAGGGCAAAACCUAGCCUAACCCACAUUGUUAGUAGUAUAGGUACAGUUCUAAAGAAUUAAACAUCAGCAAUGGUCAGGCACUGCACUUUUUAAACUUCUCUUUGCAAACGUUUUACUCUUUGGUCUAAUUGAGGGUAUUUUCUCUCAACCACAUUUUACCAAUCUAGUUGACUGCUUUGUCUACAGCUGCCUAAUCAGUGUACAGCUAAAUAGCUAUAUUUUCUAAUGAAUUGUAUGUUUCCUAAAUGGUUCUCCCCAGUGGUAUUCCAGAAACACAGCUACUGUAACUUUUAUUUUAACUAGUGGACAGCUCCUCUUUUGAUAGAUGGAAUCCGUUAACUUGCCAGAUAUGGAUGUUCUGUAUGUCAAGCUAUAUUCUACAUUUUGGUGUCCAGGACAUUACAGGUUAUUUGCAUGUGGGUGUUUUUUCUUAUUGUAUCUUUCCACCUCCUCAAAGUAGAUAUAAAGCAAUUGUGAGAAAAAUCAAACUAGCUUUUUAUACCACAAAACAGAAAUAGCAUGAGGGCAUCAACAGAUAAGUCCAUGCUAAACUCCACUUGCUACCAUUCAUGCUUUGCUGAGGAAAAUUGUGCAUAGCACAAAGUUAAACUGUCGCCUUCCUCAGUUAGAAAUCCACAUGACCUGGUGCCCAUCUCAGCUGGUCCAUGGCAAAUGACAAGCUGUUGAUUAGUGUUUCUUCUGUCCAGAUCUGUCAGUAAGAAAGCUUUGCAAAAGAUGACCCAGAUGAAGAAUUUCAUGACAAGGAUUCUGACCUCUCCCUUUGUGAGGGCUCUUUGUGCACACUCAUAUCCGUUUCUGCUUCUACCAUGAGCAUCACAAAGCUGAUCCCAAGAGCAGUUGCCUCAUUGUGUUAGAUGGACAGACAGAUUGUAGGAGACAGAUCUGUGUCAGGAUACAGAGAGAAUAGGCAUUAUUGGUUACUGAAAAUGGGCUCAAAUAAAAUCAAACACUAAAUAUGCUAACAUUGAAUAAGAAAGUUUCCCACUUAAGGAAAGUCUCUGUAAUAUUUUAUGAUUAUUAUUGGAUUGUAUGAUGACUGAUUUGUAUUAUAUAAACUGUAAUAUAUUUAUUUGUCCAAUCUCAGUCAGAAACCAGAGAAUCUGUGAUAUUGUAAAUGCUGGUCUAUAGAUCUAUAUAU